Molecule: messenger RNA, 2591 nt
Organism: Melanotaenia boesemani (Boeseman's rainbowfish)
Lineage: Eukaryota; Metazoa; Chordata; Actinopteri; Atheriniformes; Melanotaeniidae
Gene: rem2
Product: RAS (RAD and GEM)-like GTP binding 2
Exons: 5
Coding region: 445-1374 (309 amino acids)
Cellular component (GO): plasma membrane
Molecular function (GO): GTP binding; calcium channel regulator activity; GTPase activity
Source: RefSeq, a predicted model, not a curated record
GAGAGAGAGAGAGAGAGAGAGAGAGAGAGAGAGAGAGAGAUGCAGGUAUUAACAGGAGGUAGAGAGGGAAGCGCAGAAACUGCUGUCCACUGGGACACCGAGAGGACUGGGGGGGAUGCGUUGCGGUGCCGAUGGCUUUCUCUCAUCCUCUGCCUUUGAGAAGUCACCUCCUAUUUCAGACGCAGGUGUAGUCCCUUCAGCAACGUCCAGCCUACUACUACUACCUAUCCCAGCUGCACGAGCCGCGCCCCCUCUUUAUGUGGCAAGCCGAGGAUAUUUUUACGCGCCGGAGCGGGAAGAAUAACACGUUAAAUGAAUCGAGGUGCGUCUCUUUUGUGCGCUGCGUGCCAACGCUGUUGUGAAUGCGAUGCCGGGUCUGCAGCCAGCACAGAUGACUUAAACCAUACAGCGCCCGUUCCAUAAAGAGAAGACUUAUUGAUAACCAUGGCUGACCAGUACAGUAUGUUUCUGACCACGGCACCACCUCUCCGGCGAGGGAGCACACCCCUUCCUGUCAAACACCAGUUGCGGAGGGAAGAGGCCGUAUCCGAUGACUGCGAUUGGAUCCCUGGAUUGGAGGAUCCUACCACGUUGCCUAUCAGUGACACAUCCGUGCCUCGAGAUGAUUCCUUCAGCCAGUCGGCAGCAGCCCAACCGGCUUACCACAGCCAUGGCGGCGCACUGCGGAUAGUGCUACUGGGACAGAAUGGUGUUGGCAAGUCAUCGCUUGCCUUAUCCUUGGCUGGACAGUCGGACAGAUCCCUCUCUAUAGACUCUGAGACACAAGCUUGUGGUGAGGGCUAUGAGUGCACGGUGACGGUGGAUGACGAGGACAGCAAAGUAAUCAUUUUUGACAACUGGAAACAGGACUUGUCCACUCUGCAGUGUGAUGUGUGUAUCCUGGUCUUCUCAGUGACUGACAGGCGAAGUUUCCACCGCACCGCCCAGCUCCGCCUGCUUCUCAGGGAGUCUCAGCCGCAUACACCAAUCAUCCUGGUUGGCAACAAGAGCGACCUUGUCCGUUCCCGUGAAAUCAGUUCAGAGGAGGCCCAAUCCAGUGCCAUGAUGUUCGACUGCCUCUACCUGGAGCUCUCAGCCUCCUUAGACCAUGGCACGAAUGAGCUUCUGGAGGCGGCAGUGAGGAUGGCGAGGGGAGACUGCGUGGGCCCAGGGUGGACGGACGGCGACCCAGCGGCGGGACGCAGGGAGAGUUUAACAAGCCGCGCCAAGCGCUUCCUGGCUGGUUUGGUACCACGCUCAUAUGGCCGAGACCGUGACCGAGAUCGGGGCCGCUACAGGGAAAUGAGCCGCCACCGGGGCAGCAAGAUUCUCCGGCAGAAAUCCCGCUCCUGCCAUGACCUCAGUGCACUGUGACACACACAGAAAUGUGUUCACACAGGGAAAGAAACACACGCCACAUUAACACAAACACACACUGAUUUGAAAUGAGGGAGUAGAGAGGUGUAAAAGAUGGAGUACAAAUAAAGGAUUAAGAUAAAGAUGAAUCAGUGGAGAAACAAGAUGGUAGAAUAUUAUUAGAGGGUGGAAGGACAGAAAUUUUUCUAUGGCAGAUAAUGGCAGUAAAAGUUAGAGAAAGUCAUAGAGCACACUGCCUGGGUUACACUGAACCUAUUGGUGAAGGCCAUUUUUUUAGACACUGAGAUAAAAACUGAUAAGGAGGUGGGCUGAAUCAGCGAGCACUUGUAACCUGAAGAGAUCAGGAGAUAGAAAAUCAGCAGUCGCUUCAAGCUGAUUUCAAGCUUAAUGAGAGGGAGGAUGGGGUCACAAACAAACACAUAACCGAGUAGCACGCACUAAUAAUGUAGAGACUGAUAGCAAUUUAAUGUAUAUCUGUUAUAGAACCUCUUUUAUAGCAUGCAGAGUAGACGAAAGAAGACAUGACCCUGUAGGUUUUACAGUUACAGUACAUGGUCCUUGAUUUAUAGUACCUCAGUGGCUAAUAGCUAAUGCACAAUCUCCCUUGUGUUUCAAGCAAUGUCAUCUCAUAGGCAAAGCUAUUUAUUUAUCUAAAACAUGUUUGCGCUGCACCUACCUUUUAUGUCCCAUGCUGAUUUUAAGGAUUACUUGGUAAUAUCACCAGUGGCAUACAGUAUGUUUGUCUAUUUUAUACAAGGUUAAAACAUCAGCACUCAAGCCAUAUUCCUGCUGAAUGCACCAUGAGCAAUCAGCACAGUGAACCCUUUACUCCAGGAUGUGAAGCAAAGGAUAAAAAAGACGAUGACAGAGAAGGCAAGACUGAACUCCUCUUCAAACGGAGCUGAGUCACAGACUGCAGGGAUGCUCCUGAAGCGAAGGACAAACAAGAUAAAAAAAAAAAACCUAAUCUACCUGUGGCUGUUUGAUGUUUUCUUUUUUUUCUUGUCACCCACUGGAAUUAUUAUGUGUGUUCAGACUGAAUUCUGUGGGGGCUGGCCACACUGGUGACCCAACCAAAAGAGUACGUUUGGGAAAUGUUUGGAUGCUUGUCAAGCCUGCUGUUGUCACUAACACAUCCUCACUGGUUUGUAAUUGUCCAUCUAACACUGUCAUCUUUACCACUGAGAAUAAAUGCUUUUUUUGUUUGACAUCUU